This is a messenger RNA of Manduca sexta (tobacco hornworm), 2277 nucleotides long. Its product is annotated as malate dehydrogenase, cytoplasmic. Gene Ontology annotation, biological process: malate metabolic process; oxaloacetate metabolic process; tricarboxylic acid cycle. NCBI's taxonomy places the organism in Eukaryota, Metazoa, Arthropoda, Insecta, Lepidoptera, Sphingidae. Gene Ontology annotation, molecular function: L-malate dehydrogenase (NAD+) activity. The record is from RefSeq and is a predicted model, not a curated record.
AAAAGUUGAAUUACUUGAAAUUUAUUUAUUUACACCACGACUUGUAUUAUUCUGUGUCCAAGGUUUGCGGCCAGGAGAACUUAGGCACUUUCAUAAUAAAUCACCAAAUACAUAAAUAAAUAUUACGUUAUAAAAUCUUAUAAAAAAAGUGUCUCCUUUUGUUAAAAUCGAUGUUUAUACGAAUUUUGUCUUUUUUUUGCUUCAACCUAAUCAAAAUGUAGGAUAUUCAUGAAUGUAAAGGCCUUGAAAAUUGUUAGAUAUGUAAUUUGUAUAUGUACUAAUACAAUUGGGGUCAGCCUGUGUAGGCAGGAACUCAUAUCCUGUUUCGAACAGGUCGGCGUACCUAAUUAUGUCGACUGGGGAGGAAUAAUAUUAUCGCUUCUUGUCAAUCGAUGCUCUCUUUGGACUCCGCUCUAUUUGCCAUCACGUGCAAUAAAGUCACUGUGUCUUGCUCGUGUAAAACAAUGUUGUAAGGCAUUUAUUACGUUCCCUGCUCACGUUCAUAUUGUGGGACAGUUAGAUAAGGACCUAACUUACGGCUUUUGAGCAUGAUUUCGGCCUGACAACAAUCCUUUUUUAGACCAAUUUCGAAGCCGUCUCGAUGAGUUUUAUUUUGUCUGUGGAUCACAUUUGAUUGAUAUCCUGCAAAGAGUAUUAUAAUAUAUAUGGAAAAUAUCCUCUUUCUUGACAUUUUUCACACUGGUUUUUGUUGACAAUUUCUAACAUAUUUUAUCGAUAUAACAUAUAGAUAUUAACAGAAUACUUAGAUUUGUAUUCUCUUUAUACUUAGUACGAUACGACCAAUUACGACAAAUUGGAAUUUGUAUACUUAGUAAUAAUCAAAGUUACAAUCGCAUUAAAAUAUCUAAAAUUAAUAACAAUCUUUAGUUCCUUUACUUGUCUCUUUGCUGUUACUGAGUGUCUGAAUAAUAUCAAACUAUUGUACAAAAAUGAAUUUCCAUUACUCACCAUCAUUGGCUCCUAUAAAAGUUCUCAUGGUUAAUUCCCUUGCGCCGGCAGCCCAACUUAUUGCCGUUAAAAUAUUAUCGGGCUCGGUAUUUGGCAGUAAUCAAUUAAUUGAUCUUAUCCUUUUAACAUAUUCAAAUGAAAGACAAUUAGCCGAAGCUCUUCAAUUGGAACUGAAAAUGUGCGCAUUUCCAUGCAUGAAUUCUAUAGAAGUAUCUUCGGAUUUGCCUGGUUUUUCAGACGCUGAUGUUUUUUGCUUUAUAACAAAUUUUCCAAAUCCCAAUCGUAUUGACUUUGACAACAUUGACACCGAUGAACAGUUCGACACUUUGUAUUUAAUUAUUAAAAUAGCUAACAACUUGUCGAAACCACAAUCGGCUGCUGAUAAUGCGCUAGAGGAAAGCGGCGCGUUGAAGAAAAAUAAAAAAUCUCAACAGAAAGCCAGGAAGCCAAUAUUUAUUGCAGACGGCUUGGUAGCGAUAGAUAUUCUAAAGUCUUUGUCGAAAAAUAUUCCUCACGAUGUAUUAUUUUGUCCUACAUCUUUGACUUCCAUAGCAAAAUAUACGUUGGGAGAUUAUUUAAAGGUGCAAAGUAAUAAUGUACUAAUUAACAAUGUUCAUGUAUGGGCUGGUAAUGACGAAGUAUUCUACGUUGAGGUACAGAAACCUUAUAUUAUAGACGACAAAAUCAACGUCGAAUCUGAUUGUGAACGCGAGGUGAUCAGUAAAGAUCUAAUGGAGUCUUUGAAAUUAGAUCAUACAAAUUUUAAUGAAGCUUGGAAAAAAGAAUUUAUCGAGAAGAUAAGAACGACAGCUUCUAAGAAUUCCUACGGAUGUAUAUAUAAAGCAGCUCAAAUCACCAAAACUUUGCAUGAAAUUUGGACGACUCGCAUUUACCAAGAUGUGACGAAGUGUUAUUGCAGUAUGGGCGUCGUUAGUGAUGGAUCUUUGGGGACUAUUAAAGGAUGUCCUUAUGUUCUACCGCUAAUAUUCUCAGGCGAAUCUUGGAUAGUCAAUAAAUGUUAUGAAGAUGAUACUCAUUUGAAACAUGAAAUAAAAAGAAUUAACAGCGCCGUUAAAAAACAUCACGAAAAGUUACUGCCUUAUUGUAAAAAGUUUCUCGAGGAAAAUGUUAUUAAUCAAGCUUUCAUACCCGAUGAGGAAAGCUCAGUUUUUUCUAUGACUGAUCACAGCAGUAAGCUCAGUCUCUGAAGUAUUUUAUAACGGAUCUAUAGUACCUUGCACAAUAAGAUACACGGAAUAAAGAGAUUUUUAAAUUGUGUUCUAAAUAAAAAUGAAUUAUAAGUACAAA